Molecule: messenger RNA, 972 nt
Organism: Morone saxatilis (striped sea-bass)
Lineage: Eukaryota; Metazoa; Chordata; Actinopteri; Moronidae
Product: thrombospondin type-1 domain-containing protein 4-like
Exons: 6
Coding region: 1-972 (323 amino acids)
Biological process (GO): extracellular matrix organization
Cellular component (GO): extracellular matrix
Molecular function (GO): metalloendopeptidase activity
Source: RefSeq, a predicted model, not a curated record
AUGCAGGGAGCCGCUGUCAAGAUUGUCAGAGUUUCUGUCCUCCUGCUGGUGCUUUGGUCAGACCCCCUGAACUGCCAACACACUACAGACCACAGGAAGGUUACUCAGAGGGCAGAGCCCCAACAGGAGUUCAGGGCAGAGCAUGGAGAAAUCCAGGGCUCAUGGGGCGCCUGGGGACCCUGGUCAACCUGCUCCCGGACCUGUGGAAGAGGGGUUCAAGAGCAGAGCAGGCCCUGCCUGCCUGUUUACACACAAUCCCAUUACCCCUCCAGAAGAGCUGAUGUUCACCCUCAGCAACCAGACCAUGUCAUUUCAGCCCUGCGGCCAACAGUUCCUCUGCACCGCGACACAGCCAAGUCCUACAACAGCAGUAAUCGUGGAGAGCUGAGGGAUGAGAAACAAACCCGGCCUGGAGGACGCAGGAGGGUCACUCAGAUCAUCCCGGGGAGGUAUGGCUACGGGAGAGCUCCUUAUGUUGCUCCAUUGCAGACGGAUACAGGUCAGGGCGUUGGGACGGCUCGCCCCCACAGACAGAGACGCUCUGCUGCGGCAGAUGCCCACCACGCACCCGCUAGAAGCCACAGUGGCCACAGGUCAAACAACUUGGACGCCUCCACCAACGUCCAUCGCUAUAGCAGACCCUACGUGCAGCCUAGGGCACAGAAGCCCAAAAAUAACCAAGUCUGGGCCCCCCUCUACCAGCCUGGUUCGGCUAACCAGGCCCAGGUCCAGCAGGAAGUACAAUCAGGCAGCCAGAUGUAUGGACCCCAGCAGCACCAAGAGAGGCCCUACGACCCCCUGCCUAGUUCCUCCUGCACAGGGGAGCAUGCUCACUACAGGAUCUGCAACAGUAAUACCUGUCCUCCAUCCAGCAGACACAUCAGGGCUGUUCAGUGUUCUUCAUACAACAACCAGCCUUUCAUGGGCAGACUGUACGAGUGGGAACCUUUCAAUGAGGACCAGCAACAGUGA